Molecule: messenger RNA, 1288 nt
Organism: Eruca vesicaria subsp. sativa (arugula)
Lineage: Eukaryota; Viridiplantae; Streptophyta; Magnoliopsida; Brassicales; Brassicaceae
Source: the annotation of a GenBank genome assembly
AUGAGGUUUUGGAGGGAACGUGAAAGGGAAAGUAAAGAGCAAAUCUUAGCUCCAUUGUGUGGCCAAGUUCGAGUCUUGGUGGUUGGUGAUUCAGGUGUGGGGAAAACAUCACUUGUACACCUUAUUAACAAAGGCUGUUCUAUUCAACGCCCAUCUCAAACUAUUGGAUGCACAGUUGGUGUCAAGCACAUAACGUACGGGAGUCCAGGUAGUUCUUCAAGUAGCAUUCAAGGAGACUCAGAGAGAGAUUUCUUUGUUGAGCUCUGGGAUGUAUCAGGUCAUGAGAGAUACAAAGAUUGCCGCUCUCUCUUCUAUUCCCAAAUCAAUGGAGUUAUAUUUGUUCAUGAUCUCUCUCAGAGAAGAACAAAAACAAGCUUGCAGAAAUGGGCUUCUGAGGUUGCAGCUACUGGAACUUUCUCAGCUCCUCUUUCCUCAGGAGGAGGUCCUGGUGGUCUUCCUGUUCCGUACAUUGUUGUUGGAAACAAAGCGGAUAUUGCUGCAAAAGAAGGAACAAAAGGAAGCAGUGGAAACCUUGUUGAUGCAGCUCGUCAUUGGGUUGAAAAGCAAGGUUUGCUUUCCUCAAGCGAAGAUCUUCCUCUCUUUGAAAGCUUCCCUGGUAAUGCCGGUCUCAUAGCUGCUGCUAAGGAAACUAGAUAUGAUAAGGAAGCUUUGAACAAGUUUUUCCGGAUGUUGAUAAGAAGAAGAUAUUUCUCAGAUGAACAACCAGCAGCAGCUUCACCGUGGUCUAUCCCACCCUCAUCAUCCCAACGGUUAGAUGAGAUCACAAGUGAUGAAGAUCAAUUUUACAACAGAACAAGUUUUCAUGGAGAUCCUUAUAAGUACAACAACACGAUACCGCCACUUCCAGCACAAAGGAACUUAACUUCACCGCCGGCUACACUCUAUCCACAGCAGCAGCCAGUGUAUACACCUGAUAACUACGCUAUACCGAGAUUCUCUCUUUCUAGUGUACAAGACACAAGCAACCAUGGUAGUAGUAGAUCUAAACGAAUGGAUAUUAAUGUUUGAAAAGUCUUCUCAUUGCAAGAAAACUACAGUAUGUUGUUUUUGGAUCUGUUAUUCUUUUGUUAUUGUUCCAUUUGGUUUUCUUCUUUCUUUCUUUGUGGUUGUAGUUGGUAAAGUGAAUAUGUGUGUAACCAAACCCUCUUUGGAUUUGUUCUUAUAACAAACUAAUUCUUUGACUGGUUUUUUUAUGUAUAUUCUUUUUAAGCCUGUGUCUGUAAGCUACGAUUGGUUCUUUUGGAAAUUGAAAUGGAAUUUGAAUCUG